Kickxella alabastrina is the source of this 888-nucleotide messenger RNA. RefSeq lists its product as uncharacterized. Lineage: Eukaryota; Fungi; Kickxellomycota; Kickxellomycetes; Kickxellales; Kickxellaceae. The record is from RefSeq and is a predicted model, not a curated record. The transcript has a single exon. Bases 301 to 738 code for a protein of 145 amino acids.
UAUUAAUCGUCGUGUUUUCCGUUGUGACCAAACAUUACUUUAAAAUUACCUUCACUUUCAUCUUUAACCUCAUUCCCAUCCUCAUACUUAUCUUUAUAAUUUAAAAAGACGACUGGUUCGCAUUUUUAAUUCCUUUUACGCACUCGCAUCCGUCACCCCCCCCUCCCUCAUCAUCACUGCAACAUCUUUUCGCAUUCCACCACCAAUUUUUUUACUUUAUUUUAGAACCAGCUUUCUACUAAACCUUCCAAUCACCCUCCUGCUUUUAUUUUAUUUUAAUAAUUUGAUACAUUAUAAACAAUGAAAUUUGCCCUUAUCUUCGCCUCCUUCAGCGCUUUCGUUUGCGCCGUGCUCGCCAACAAGUGUGGACAAGCACCGGUCCAGCCCGUGUACUCGACGACCCCUGUCUACCAGGCAACCAGCUCGGCCCCUGCUCCAACAGAUACCUAUGUGGCCGGGUACACGACUUCGACGGAGCAAGUCACUUCGAGCGCAGUGGCCACCUCUUCUACCGCCUACACCACGGCCCCUACGAUUCCCUCUGAGCCUGUCGAGUCGGUUAAGUCCGACUUUGCUGGUACUUCCAACGCCUACUACACAGCCCAGCCCAUGCCCUCUGAGUUUGUCGAGAUAGAAAUGUCCAAAAUCGCUGAUACCUCUAACGCUUACUACACAGCCCUGCCCAUGCCAUCUGAGUUCAUUGAGCUGGAAAAGACCAAACUCGCGAACUUGGCUUAAAGCCAGUAUAGACCCUAGUCUAAAAGCUCCCAGUGGGGUUCAUCAUCAAUUAAAAAGCACGGAACGCUGAGUUUUGGAAUGGCUGAACAAUCUUUUUUGUUUAUAUGUUUUUGUCAUUUAAGCCCUUAAUAAAAUAAAACUGAUGUCUAA